UGGGCCUUGAUGCUCCUCGUUACCGCCCUUCCUACAUCGCAGGUCAUCGCCUCUUACACGAGUGCGUACAUGGCGGCGCCGCGCGAGAUCACCGCUUUUAUCGACGCUGUCGACUUUUCCAUCGAGGAAAACGAGAGUUACGACCGCGAUGUCUCCAGUGUGCCACGACUGGAGGACAAGGUUCGUCUUGGGCGUCUGCUUCGCGAGAUACAGAAGGGCAGCGAUGACUUGCGCGAAAAUCUAAAUCGGUUGAUGAUCAGUCAAGGCGGGACAUCGUUGCAGACUAGUACACGGAUCUUGUGGGCUGCUCAUCGGAAAGAACUCGGGGAAAGGGUACGCAGACUAGACUUGCUGCGCAUGCGUUUCCUCGUCGUAUACAUGGGCAUCGUGGCCACGACCGAGCGUGAAAGCCAUAAUGAGAAGGCAACGCCCACCGACGCAGAGAAGAUGGUCCUCCACAGAGAUGCGCCGCGGCCGGGAUUCCUUAGGAGUUUGUCGCGACAUAAGCCGCCUACGAGAAGGUUGACUACACAAGCGAUAGGGCACUCAGAGAAGACGGAGCCUCCACAUCGGAUAGGAUGGAUGGGCGUUGUUGCCGAACUGCAGCGGUCGCCAUUGAUGCACAAGAGACGUGCUUCUGUCGAGUCGUCAAUG
This is a messenger RNA of Pseudomassariella vexata, 654 nucleotides long. RefSeq lists its product as uncharacterized. The record is from RefSeq and is a predicted model, not a curated record. NCBI's taxonomy places the organism in Eukaryota, Fungi, Ascomycota, Sordariomycetes, Amphisphaeriales, Pseudomassariaceae. The transcript has a single exon. The annotation marks the transcript as partial.